Penaeus vannamei (Pacific white shrimp) is the source of this 1818-nucleotide messenger RNA. RefSeq names its product DREAM core complex component lin-52 (gene lin-52). Gene Ontology annotation, biological process: regulation of DNA-templated transcription. NCBI's taxonomy places the organism in Eukaryota, Metazoa, Arthropoda, Malacostraca, Decapoda, Penaeidae. The record is from RefSeq and is a predicted model, not a curated record. Gene Ontology annotation, cellular component: DRM complex.
GCCUUACAGGAAGACAGGUUUUGGCUUUGCCUGAGGUGACCCGUCUGUGAUAAUAAUUCCAUAUUAUUUACUUGUUCAAAUGGAGCCGUCUUUGCUGAGCAUGGAGAAACUGGACCGCUCCAGCCCAGAUCUUUGGCCAGAGCAAAUUCCAGGAGUGUAUGACUUUGCGCCUCUCGUGUCGCCCCAGCUGAGCCCAAACCCAGAGAACCUCGACUUGGAAGAGCAGGACUACAAUCUCUUGUACCAGUUCCGGUUACUGACGGCUCUAGAAAUAAUUGAAGAAGUGAAGAAGCUCCAAAAUGUGGCUUACCAGCUUGGCUUAGAAGAGGCAAAGGAAAUGACACGUGGAAAAUACCUUCACAUCCUCAGCAGGAAAGAGAAAUGACGUGGAACCAAGAGGAACCAAGAGGACGUGGGAUAUCAGCAAAUUGUUGAUGAAAUAAGCGAAAAAAGCAAGAAGGUAAUGAUUGAGUACAAGAAGGAUACAAGAUACAAGCUUUCAUUUUUACAGCGGUUUGUGAUAUGAUGUUGAAUCGCCUCGCCCAUUUCGCAAUCUGUUAAUUCCUGUAUCAGGAAGAAAAGGGCGGGGUGAAGCUGCUAAAUUUUCUAUAGCUUUGCAUAUUUUCUGUAGUCUGCCUUCCAGUGAUGGUUACUAAUAGUGUGUAGUAGUUUUCAUGUGGGUUUCUCUUAUGCAUUUUGGUGUGUCAUAUCUAGUAAAUUAUUUUGAAGUGGAGAAAAUCAAACCCUUUUCAGAUUUUACUGAUUUUGUAAAUUAUGUCAAAAUAUUGUAGAUAAGGACAGAUUAAAUUUGAUAUGCAGUGUAUAAUUAGAUUUUUUUUUUUUUUUUUUUUAUAGUUAAUUUAUUCACUUAAAUCUAUGCCCUGUUAAAAAGUACUAAGUGAUAAAGUAAAUCGUCAUCAUUAAAGACACUUAUCGUUACAGUCAUUAAAGCAGUCGGUCAUGAAAUAUAAUCAUAAUUCACCAUAGAAAGUCAAGUUUAAUGGUAAGUUUGCAAUAUGGUUUGGUAUUUUUUAGUUUCAUCUCCAUAAGUUACAAAGGUUUCAUACCUAUGGAGAAAAUUACUUUAAAUAUUGUGAUGCAAUAUACUGAUUUUUUUCUGUAAAGUAUUCAGAAGUCAGUAUUUAUGUAAUAUAUAUAUAUGUAGAACCUUUAUGGAAAGUGUGAUACAUUUUUACAUUAUCUGUUAUAAGUAAAUCACAGUUCGGGAAAACACCUAGAUGGUUGGAUUGUUUUGAAUCUGACUGGAUAGACUUGUCUCGUGAAAGUAUGUUGUUCAAACAUAAUCAAAUAUUCAAACAAAUAUUCAUAAUUAUAUUAAUAUAUAUUUCUUUCUUUUUUAUCUUUGCUUUUAGUCUUAGUACUUAUUAUAUUUAUCUCUUCACUCUCUUUUCCUAUUGGUAGUACUUAUUAUAGAGUAAAAGUCUCUUUAUUAUCAUGGAAUUUUUUGUUCAUUUGCCACAUGCCAGAUAGUCAUAUAUAUCUGAAUGAACACUUGCAUUAAACUCAUGUCCUUCCCGGUCUAAGAAGUAACAGGUACCAAUAAAAGUCACUUUUAUUAAAGCUGUUUACUAUCCAUACAAUGUGCAGUUGUAAGGAUGAAAAUGUAUAUCACAUUUCUACAUAUUUUUAAAUGAUACAUAGUAUUUACACAAUGAUGACAAGAGCAGUACUGAUCUUAGAGAUUUCAUCAACAGCAGGUGUAAAUAUUAGUUUGCUGGCUCAUGAGGCAUAGUUAUUUACAUGGUACAAAUUAUGAAGACAAGCAAAUAUACUAUAGAAAUAAAUAUGUAAGUUUAA